This is a messenger RNA of Trichobilharzia regenti, 2023 nucleotides long. The record is from the annotation of a GenBank genome assembly. Lineage: Eukaryota; Metazoa; Platyhelminthes; Trematoda; Strigeidida; Schistosomatidae.
AAGUACAAAUAAAAUUUAUGAAUCGAAUUCCAUCUUUUUCGAAAUCAAAAUAUCACCCUAUCCUCUCCCUGUCUCUAUCUUUAUCAGUCUAUUUAUAUGAUUCCUGAAGGUUAAAAGUCCAUAAAUCAUAAAUCUAUACAGCGCCUUAUUCAAAAAAAAACAAUCACGUAUAUACUCCACUGAAAUCAAUCUGUAUUAUCACACAUUAAAAAUGAAUAGAAACAGGUUUCCAUGCAUCAUACUCAUUAUUCACUUCACAGUAUUAAUCUCAGCUCUGAUUCCGAAACCAUAUGAAUACAAUCAAACUACAACAAUACUGUGUAAUAUUAAUGAAGCAAUUGAAUUUAGACAUGACUACCACUCAUGUUUCAUUCUAAUGGAAGCAUUAAAACGAUUCUAUGAACAUUUAACAAUCAAUAACCCAGCCCCGUUAGCUUCGAAUGACAUUGCUAGCUGUUUUAUAACAUCACUGUAUGUGGAUAUGGAGCAGUCGUGUGAUGAGACGGAAAACAAACUUUGGCCAUCAUGAUGGAUGAGUCAUACAUGGUGAACAUAACUGAUGGGGUUAUAGAAAUAUCAUCACAAGAGAUAUGGGGAACACUACAUGCUCUAGAGACGAUUCUUCAACUCGUCUACAGAAGUGAAUUAGAUUCGGUUUGUUCAAUUAUCAUUUCCAGUUUCUAAGAUCUUAUUUCUAUUGACACUGGGCUGCACACAAUUCCGUUUUCGACAGAAGGUGAUUUAUCAAGGUGUUGUCAAUGAUGUGCCGAUAUUUACACAUCGUGGAAUUAUGAUCGACACUGCUAGACAUUUUCUGAGUAUUUCUGAAAUCGUGAAGAUGAUAGAUGCAAUGUCAAUGGUUAAAAUGAAUACUUCAUUGGCAUGUGACAGAUGAUGAAUCCUUUCCAUACAGCUUUUUCUCAUAUCCAGAACUCUCUACAUGGGUAAAGUUCUGAUGAACACGUCACAUAUAUAUAUUUUUAAGGGUUCUUAUGAUGAUAAAUCUACAGUUUAUUUACCAGAUGAAGUUAAUGCUUUGCUGGAGUAUGCACGUUUAAGAGGUGUACGUGUAAUACCAGAAUUUCAAACACCAGCUCAUACAAUGCGAUGGAACCUACUCAAUAUCCCAUUACUCACUAGAUGUUUUAAAGGCGAUGAACCAGAUUUUGCCUAUGGUCCUAUGAAUCCAACUGAAAAUAUCACUUAUACCUUUCUAUCGAGAAUUUUCAAUGAAGUGUUGACUGCAUUUCCCGACAGUAUGAUUCAUCUAGGUGGUAGUGAUGUAUCUUACGACUGUUGGAAAUCCAAUCCUUUCAUCCGGAACUUUAUGAAUGACAACGGAUAUGGGGAUGACUACACAAAACUGGAGAGUUAUUAUUUUCAGCGACUUAUGACCACUAUUCUAGGCGCGAAUUCAUCAGAAUGGACAACAUCACCAAUUGUUUGGCAAGAUGUAUUCGAGAAUGGAUUUCGUGAAGAAACUCCUGUUGUGAUUCACUUGUAUAAACCUGAUUGGGCACAAAUAUUGGAUGAAGUGACAAAAACCGGAUAUAGAGCUAUAUUGAGUUCAUGCUGGGAUUUGAGUGCAGUGGAACCUGGUGAUGAUUGGAAGAAAGUUUAUGAAUGCGACUUAAUUUCAAUUGAAGCUACAGAUGAACAGUUAAGCUUAAUAAUCGGAGGAGAAGCUCUGUUGUGGGGUCAAUACAUUGAUGAUGCCAACCUAUUCACUGAAACAUGGCCAUUAGCUGCAGCUGUUGCCGAACGUUUAUGGUCUCAAGAACAAUCUGAAACAGAUGAAUUCGCUCAACGUCUACAUCAGCUUCGAUGUCAAAUGCUGAAGAGAGGAUGGCCUGCUCAAGUAAUAACUGGACCUGGAUUCUGUUACCCGUAACUAGAAAAACCAUUGGUAUCUUCAUAAUGAAUGCACUUGUUAUAUUCCGUGUGUUAUAUCAAUUUACUGACUAUUUUUCUGUCAACAUCACUAUCUUUAUUCUGUGUAGUAACUUUUAUAAUACAUCAUUUU